GCCUUGUUGGUCGAUCCCCAAGGAGAGGUUACUUAGACACAGGGAUUCUUGGGAUAGAGGGUAAAAACACGAGAUCUGCGGCCGGUACGGGUUACUGGAGGUGGUAAUUAAGCCAAUCGAGAGCUAAGUUUGGAGGCGGAUGCGAGCCGUGACAAGGAAACAGGUCCGGGCUGCCGCAACUGUCACAGGUCCGGGCUGCAGCGACUGUCAUAGGGUCGGGUUGUAACAGUUGGCAAGAAAACCUAACUGCGUCUUCAGGCGGUCCAAUGAAACCCGACACGAUGGGGCCACAACCGACCAUGGGCGAAGCGGGAGAGGAGUAUAGGACAUCGCCCGAUCGAGCUCUGAGAGAACUGAAGGAACGAAUUAGGCAAGAAGCACCGCUGAGAUGGGUUGACCAAACCAAUGACGGAGGGCUCGAUGUAAGAGGCGAACCAGUUGCAGCAGAGCCGCAGGAGGCUCUAAGGACGGGUACCUCGAGCGGACGACGAGAAACGACGAGACGACGCUCCCCCGAGUACGAGCGGAGGGACACCAUAGCGGAUAGGCACAGAAACGACUGGGGAGAGAGUUUGAGGGAUUCCUAUUGGAAGGACAAAGAUAGAGACAGGGCGCCGCCCAGGCGAGUCUUCGACCCCCAGACAGGGGAGUCACAUCCACUCCCUUACGAGAGAAAGGAUCGCUAUAUUAUUACGCACAAGGCCUCAGAGCCUCCUACCUUUAGGGGUUAUGGUAUCACAGAAUAUCUGGAGAAGUGGGAGCUUCACGCCAGCCGGAGUCAGUGGUCGGAGGAAGAGAUUGUAGAGAACUUCCUAUUUAAUGUGGACCCAAGUCUUGGUAGGGAAGUUAAGGAAGCUCGACUGAAGGAUGGGAAAUGGACUACGUACAAGAAGAACCUCGUUGAGCUUUACAAAUUGGAGGAUAGCAARUAUUCCAUCAAGGACCUUGAAACAAUGACUCAAGAUGAAGAUGAGAGCGUACGGGCAUUUGGGAUGCGUUUCCAAAAGAUCUCUGACGUGCUGAUGAAGAAGGGGAAGAUCUCAGUGGUCGAGCGCUGUCCUAUCUUCAUCGGACACUUCUCCAAAGGUAGGCAAAAAAGUAUACUUAGAGAUCUUCCGCGCGACAGGCUUGAUUUCCCAGAAGUCCUAAAGCUCGCGAUAAAGACAGAGGCAGACGAUUACAAGGACUUGGUGUGGAGAGGGAUGAGGAGACGUGACUUCUCUCUCUACAAGGAGUAUGCCACUAAUAGAUGUCCUGAUUUCAAGGAUUAUCCCUGGUCGGAGGAGAAUGAGGCCGUGGCUGAGGAAGUGAAGGAGAUACGGGACAUGGUGAAGGGAUUAACGAGAUAGGUUACAGAGAUUGUGACCACUACAGGGGCCACGGCCUACCGGGACAAACCUGGAGGGCCCUAUUCACUUCGCUGGGACCGUAGGAACAACGAUCCCUGGAGGAGUAUCGAGGAUAAAAAUCCUCGGACGCU
Chara braunii is the source of this 1480-nucleotide messenger RNA. Lineage: Eukaryota; Viridiplantae; Streptophyta; Charophyceae; Charales; Characeae. The record is from the annotation of a GenBank genome assembly.